Paramuricea clavata is the source of this 441-nucleotide messenger RNA. The record is from the annotation of a GenBank genome assembly. NCBI's taxonomy places the organism in Eukaryota, Metazoa, Cnidaria, Anthozoa, Malacalcyonacea, Plexauridae.
AUGGAGUCCCCUGAAGCUUCAGGUUGGGAGAAGGCCAUGAAAGGUGAGAUGGAAGCACUCAAGGAGAAUGACACGUUUGAAUUAACCACCUUACCAGAGGGUAAGAAUUUAGUGGGGGGAAGAUGGGUCUAUACCAUCAAGGAGGAUGCAAAUGGUUUGGAAACAUUAAAAGAAAGAUAUGUUGCAAAAGGGUACAGUCAAGUGCAUGGUAUUAACUAUGAGGAAACUUUUUCCCCAACUGCCAACAUUACAUCAAUCAGAAUCCUUAUGCAACUUGCUGCUCAAUAUGAUCUUACUGUUCAUCAGAUGGAUGUCAAAACAGCUUUCCUUCAUGCCCCUAUUGACCAUGAAAUAUUCAUGGAGCAGCCAAUGGGCUUUGAAGAGUUGUCACAGAACGGUGUCAAAUUAGUCUACAGGUUGAAGAAAUCUCUUUAUAGUUAG